UUCUCAACUCCCUCUGCUUGCAUGUGUUCUGUUUUGGUACAAAAUUGUUUUAUGUACUCAUGUGUUUUCAGUGAAUUUGAUUGAUUCUUAAUAAUGGCUCCUAAAUUACGUGAUUUGAUAAUAACGUAUAAUAACCUUGCUAAUCCCGAUGGGUCCGCUUUGUUUUGUCAGGGUAACACGAUUGUCCAAACUUUUGUUUUUGGUCCGGUAGAUGUUUCUUCAAAAGAGCAAUCCGAAAAAGCAUCUCUAUUUGUUGCAUUUAAACCAAAAAACUCAUGCAACAAAAAUGAUCUUCGAAAGGAACUGUAUGAGAACUAUAUCCGAACUGUUCUGGAAACAAUCAUUCAUCUCGAUAUCCAUCCUCGAACCAGGAUAUCAGUAAUUUUACAGGAGAUGCAAGAUGAUGGUUGUUUGUUAUCUGCUGCGGUUAACAGUGCUUGUUGUGCAUUACUUGAUGCUGGUAUUCCUAUGAAGUGCAUGAUAGCCUCAGUUACCAGUUGUAUUUCAGUUGAUGCAAUUCAAUUGGAUCCAAAUAAAGAAGCAUCUCAAAAGUCAGAUGGAUCCAUAGUCUUAACAUUCGAAAGCUCAAAAAAUAGCAUCAUAUCAGUUUCUAGCGAAGGAGAAUUUACUGUUGAUAAUAUUAAUGAAGCAAUCAAACUAGGUUGUUUAGCGACUAAAAAAAUUUAUGAUUUUUAUCAUGAAUCAAUGAAGAAAAGAUUUUUAAUUAAUUCAUGAAGACAUACUUUUUUUCAUAAUUUAAUAAAAUUUGUCUUUGGUUUAACAGGAAUACUUUUUAAUCCAGCUUCUUUUCUGUCCAAUCUAGGUAACUUAGAUUUCAGGAUCAUGGGUUUCAGAUGUCAAGCCUGCUUCAUGGGCCUGGGCUCAACCCAACUGGGCUUUAUAUGUUAAUCAAUAUUCAAACCUUUUAAGCUCAGCCAUAUUAGAAAUGUUUGAUUUUAAUUUUGUUAAAACUAAAUAAAGAAAUAAAAUUUGCAAGCUUUAGUCAAA
This is a messenger RNA of Tetranychus urticae (two-spotted spider mite), 1008 nucleotides long. RefSeq names its product exosome complex component RRP46-like. Gene Ontology annotation, biological process: U4 snRNA 3'-end processing; poly(A)-dependent snoRNA 3'-end processing; rRNA catabolic process. Gene Ontology annotation, molecular function: RNA binding. Gene Ontology annotation, cellular component: nucleolus; cytoplasmic exosome (RNase complex); nuclear exosome (RNase complex). The record is from RefSeq and is a predicted model, not a curated record. Lineage: Eukaryota; Metazoa; Arthropoda; Arachnida; Trombidiformes; Tetranychidae.